Tuber melanosporum (Perigord truffle) is the source of this 941-nucleotide messenger RNA. RefSeq lists its product as uncharacterized. The coding region runs from base 459 to 941 and encodes 160 amino acids. The transcript is spliced from 4 exons. The record is from RefSeq and is a predicted model, not a curated record. Lineage: Eukaryota; Fungi; Ascomycota; Pezizomycetes; Pezizales; Tuberaceae.
CAUUCAUACCACGCAAAUCUUACGACCAGCUCAGCGAAAUAAGAAAAAACUUUUGCUCGCUCUUAUUCUGGUGCUGUCAGACCUCACACAGCCUGAAACAACCUGCAACAUAAGUCCGAUCAAGUAAACGCCCAAUACCUACGAUCAAUAGCUCAACUAAAUCUUCGCAUCACAAAUCAUCGCCCUCGAUCGAAAUUUUCCACUGCUUGCGCUUAAGGCUUCGAAUCUUCGUGAAUCUUCGUCGGCAGGAACCGACUGCAAUCCAUUUAUCUUUUUCUCGGAGUUGCUAUAGAGCUUCUCAACCGUCGUAAACACUGGCCAGACGUUAUAUAACAGGAGUCAUGCCAACCCACGCACCAACACCUCCAAGCACCACCAGUUAUUCCUUUGUUUCUUAUCCCACAGACUAUAUAUAUCCACACAACAACUACGGCGCACCACCGCAAAGUGUACACCCCAUGCCCGGAAUGUCAAUGCCACAGAUGGAACUCCCUGGAGUAGCAACAUCUGGUCCACCUUCAUACCCAUCACCGUACACAGCAAAUAUGGCAUAUGCCCACCUCGGCCCUAUGGGUAACCCGACACCCCCAAGUGUGAGCCCGAUGCUCGCUCACUCCCACCUCCCACCAAGCCCCGUCAUGCACAACCCACAUUCACUUCCGCAAACACCACCCACUAGCCCCGACCGAUGCAAUGCGGAUACCAAGGUUAUGCGACACAUCCUCACUGCGAUGACAAAGAUGCAGAGCACUAUGAAGGAUCUAGCAGAACGACAAGAGCAAAUCCUUGACCGGAUGAGCUUGCUCGAGCAGCGUGUUGGACGAAUGGAUGAGGGCAUAAGCACACUUCUGGAGCAAUCAGAGGUGAUUGUCGAUAAUUCGAAGAGCAUCCGAGUGCGAGUAGACGACAGUGAGAGACGCACAAGACGCCUUCGAAAGUAG